Aspergillus wentii DTO 134E9 is the source of this 1101-nucleotide messenger RNA. RefSeq lists its product as uncharacterized. Gene Ontology annotation, molecular function: snoRNA binding. NCBI's taxonomy places the organism in Eukaryota, Fungi, Ascomycota, Eurotiomycetes, Eurotiales, Aspergillaceae. The record is from RefSeq and is a predicted model, not a curated record. The transcript is spliced from 2 exons. Bases 1 to 1101 code for a protein of 366 amino acids. Gene Ontology annotation, biological process: rRNA processing.
AUGUUUUCCCAGUUUGUCACUGCGGCAAAGGGUCUUUUUAAGCGACAGGAUUCCGACGAAGCCUUCCCGACCAGGCCCAGCACCCCCGCUACUACCCGAUCAUUGCAGAACGAAAGUACCAAAAAACCGAAGAUGGUGACGGCUACUCGGCGAGGAAAUAUCGACGCCACCAAGGCAGCGGCGGAGCACAGCAAUAAUAAUUCCCCUGUUACGAAAGGAAAGCGGAAGUCUGGAUCUAUGAACGCCGGGAAAGCAGAUACCCCGAUCAACAAGCGAAGGAAGAGAAGCAGCCUUGAAGCAGCUGAAGAAAAAGAGGCAGAGUCGUCGAAUGAAGAGCCAAAGGUCGAGGAUAAGCCAGCUGCUCCUGCGAAAGCUGGCCACGUGAGGUUUGGCAGUGAAGAGCCCGAAGAACCUGUGCAAGAAGAGGAGGUUCCCGAGCCCCAACAGGACCAGAAAGAUGACGACGAAGAGAGCAGUGACGAUGAGGCACCAGAGACUAUCGACAACUCAGCUCAAUUGUCGAAGAUCAAAUCAGAGGCUAAGAAGCAGGAAGCUGCUAGACAGGUAGAGGAGCAAUUGAAGAAAGAGAAGCGAAAACAACUGGAUGAGCGCCGCAAGUUGCAAGCGAAAUCCAUCAAAAAGAAAGAAGCCUUGGCUGCUGCACCCAAACCAGGAUCUGGUGCUAUCCCAGAUGAUUUGCUUUCAGAAAGUACGGCAACUCUUCAAGGCUCGACCACACAAGAUGCGCGGCGACUCGCUCUCCCCGCUCUGCUUCCUGAUGAUAUUUUGAGCGCGGCACCCGAUACAAGACCCCCGACACCACCCGCAGAAGAAUUCAAUUUCGGACAUAAGAAACCCAAUAAGAUGAGGUUCUUCGAUAAGGCAGAGCAUGCCCCCAAGGAUGUGAAAAUGGGCGAUGUGACCAUUCGUGUAUUGGAUGGAGAGGCAUCUCAGAAGAAGCCCAAGACAACUUUGCCCCCGAAGGCUUCAAAGGCUGGACGCAAUUCCAAGCAGAAUUGGCUCAACAGGAGUCGCAGCACAGCACACGUCAAUGGUCUGAGAAGGACCACCGGCGGCUCCUCGGGAUUCGUGCGCAAAUGA